AAUUUAGUUAUUUAGUACUAUUCGUGCUCUUAGAUGUUUAUUUGACAACAGUUAAUUUGACAAAAUGUUCAACUUUGGCAGUUGAUUUUCACUUUGACAUGGCAAUCUUGAACAAUAUCCGGAUUGGCGACACUAAUUCGUAGUGUGCAAUAGAAGGAAGCGGGGUGACUAAGGGGCAUCGCUUCCCACAUGUAAAGGGCAUCCUAAAAAAGGAACGAGAAAAUGGUCCGCGCCAGACAGACCCGCGUAUUGCUCCUAAAUGACAUGGAGAGACUGGAGAGAACUCUGUUCCGGCUAGAGCAAGGCUUUGAGCUCCAGUUCCGCCUGGGCCCCACUCUGCAGGGAAAGCAUGUCUAUGUCCACACCAACUACCCAGCAGAAGGAGAGAAGUUUGAACGUGUUAAGUUCCGUCCCCUGGACUGGGUCAACACCGCAGGGAAAGAGGAUGACUCGGACAAGUACUGUAAACUGGACCUGAAGGUGGCCGGCUCAUAUCAGUACUACUUUGGUUGUGGGAACAAUGAGAAGGUGGGUGGUGGCUACAUCGUGGUGGACCCUGUCCUGCGUGUGGGGGAAGAUAACCACGCCUUGCCGCUGGACUGUGUCACCAUCCAGACCUACCUGGCCAAGUGCCUCGGACCCCUGGACGAGUGGCCUGACAGGCUCCGGGUUGCCAAGGAGACCGGUUACAACAUGAUCCACUUCACUCCUCUGCAGAAGCUGGGCCUCUCUCGCUCUUGCUAUUCCCUGGCUGACCAGCUGGAGCUCAACCCGGACUUCUCUCCCCCGGGGAAGAACUACACCUGGAUGGACGUGGGUCAGCUGGUGGACAAGCUGAAGAAGGAGUGGAACAUGGUCUGCAUCACCGACGUGGUCUACAAUCACACAGCUGCCAACAGCAAGUGGAUCCGGCUUCACCCAGAGUGUGGCUACAACCUGGUGAACUCACCCCACCUGAAACCCGCCUGGGUGCUGGACCGCGCCCUGUGGCACCUCACCUGCGACCUGGCUGACGGGGUAUACGCCGAGCUGGGGGUCCCCGCCCUCGUAGAGACCCAAACGCAGCUGAAGGCACUGCGCCAGCUGCUGUUGGAGGAGGUCUACCCCAAGCUCAAGCUGUGGGAGUUCUUCCAGGUCAACGUGGAGAAAACAGCGGAGCAGUUCUUGAAGCUGCUGCAGUCAGGUAGUCUCUCAGGUACAGCAGACCCUGACAGCAAGAAGCAGUUAAUGAUCCUCCAGGACCCCCAGUGCAGGCGCUUUGGUAACUCUGUGGACAUGUCCUCUGCCCUGGAGAUCUUCAUACCUCACCGUAAUGGGCCCUCGGCCUUAACAGAUUGCUGUGACUUGUUCAAGAAGAAGCUUGAACAGGUUAACCUGGAACGGGUUAAGGAAAUGCAGCAUCACCAGGAGAAGGCAAUCGACUGCAUCAUGGGGACUGUAGUUUACGAACGUCUUGCAGACCACGGGCCUAAGCUUGGACCCAUUACAAGGAAGGAUCCACUUGUAACAAGAUAUUUCACCUUCCCCUUUGAAGAGGUGACCUUCGAGCAGGAAAUGCAGCUGAUGAACCAGGCUGACAAGGCUUGUCACUUCCUGGCUCACAAUGGCUGGGUGAUGGGAGACGACCCACUGAAGAACUUCGCAGAGCCUGGUUCUCAGGUGUACCUGCGGAGGGAGCUGAUCUGCUGGGGGGACAGCGUGAAGCUGCGUUACGGGGACAAGCCCGAGGACUGUCCCUACCUGUGGGCCCACAUGAAGAUGUACACGGAGAUCACAGCCAAGCACUUCGCUGGUGUCCGCCUCGACAACUGUCACUCUACACCCCUGCACGUGGCUGAGCACAUGCUGGAUCACGCUCGCCAGCAGCGGCCUGACCUGUAUGUGGUGGCCGAGCUCUUCACCGGGAGUGAGGAGCUGGACAAUGUGUUUGUCACUAGGCUGGGCAUUACCUCUCUCAUCAGAGAGGCCAUGAGUGCAGGGGACAGCCAAGAGGAGGGCAGACUGGUGUACAGGUUUGGCGGGGAGCCUGUGGGCUCGUUCGUCCAGCCCAGUCUGAGGCCUCUGGUGCCCUCCAUCGCCCAUGCCAUGUUCCUGGACGUCACCCACGACAACGAGUGCCCCAUUCAGAUUCGCUCCGUGUACGAUUCCCUCCCCAGCUCUGCUAUCGUCUCAAUGGCCUGCUGUGCUAUAGGCAGCACUAGAGGAUACGACGAGCUGGUCCCUCACCAGAUCUCAGUGGUGAAGGAGGAGCGCUUGUACCCCCGGUGGAAUCCAGGCGCCAAGCCCGCGUCCCCAGGGGAGGUGAAUAUCAGGACGGGGAUCAACGCUGGCAAAUUGGCCCUCAACAAGCUGCACAAGGAGCUGGCCGCAAAGGGCUUCUCUCAGGUCUAUGUGGACCAAGUGGAUGAGGACGUAGUGGCUGUGACCAGACACAGCCCCAGCACACACGAGUCAGUGGUGGCUGUGUCUCGCACUGCAUUCAAGAACCCCAAGACCCACCCUUACAAAGAAGAUGCCCCCCCCAUGUUCAUCCCAGGUAAAAUAGAGGAGGUGGUCCUAGAGGCCAGCACUGUGGAGAGGAUGUCCGGGCCCUACAGCAAGGACGAGGACAACAUCAACGGGCUGCCUGGCUACACUGUGGAGCUCCGAGAACACAUCCAGCUGAGGGACAGCAAGAUCGCGAAGCAGGCGGACGUCAAGGCCAAAGGCCGCAGUGAAUUCAUCCAGGAGAUCGCGUUCAAGCACCUCACUCCUGGGAGUGUCAUUGUCUUCAGGGUGAGUCUUGACCCCACGUCCCAGGAGAUGGUUGGGAUCCUGAGGCGCCACCUGAUCCAGUUCAGCUCCCAUUACGAGGCAGGGAGUGUGCAGGGUGACCACAUACCUGAGAUCCUCACCUCUCCUCUGGACUUUAUCAUGUCUAACCUCACACUGGCAGACAUGAACAUGUUGUUAUUCCGCUGUGACGAAGAGGAGAAAGAGGAUGGGGGAGGCUGCUACGGUAUCCCUUCCUGGAUGCCUCUCAAGUAUGGUGGCCUGCAAGGUCUGAUGUCGGUGAUGUCAGAGAUCCGUCCGAAGAACGACCUGGGCCACCCGUUCUGUGACAACCUGCGUCAGGGUGACUGGAUGAUCGACUACGUCAGCAAGCGCCUGGUCGCCAAGGGAGGGGCCCUGGGGGAGGUGGGCGCUUGGUUCCAGGCCAUGUUCAGCUACCUGAAGCACAUCCCUCGCUACCUGGUGCCCUGCUACUUUGACGCCAUCGUCGUUGGGGCCUACUCUACAGCCCUGGAUGUCGUCUUCAAGAACAUGUCCGGCUUCGUGCAGAAUGGUUCCACCUUUGUUAAGCAGCUCGCUCUGGGCUCAGUGCAGAUGUGUGGGGUGGGCAAAUUACCUGCCCUGCCCCCCCUUUCCCCUAAACUCAACGAUGUGCCCUACCGCCUCAGUGACGUCACCAAGCAGGAAGAGCAGUGCUGCGUCUCCAUGGCGGCAGGUCUGCCUCACUUCUCAUCGGGGAUCUUCCGUUGCUGGGGCAGAGACACUUUUAUUGCCCUCAGAGGCCUGAUGCUGGUGACUGGCAGACACCUGGAAGCCAGGAACAUCAUCCUAGCCUUCGCGGGUACCAUGCGCUACGGCCUGAUCCCCAACCUGCUGGGCCAGGGCACCGGCGCCCGCUACAACUGCCGUGACGCCGUGUGGUGGUGGCUGCAGUGCAUCCAGGACUACGUGCGCUUGGUGCCCGGCGGAGCCAACAUCCUCAUGUGCCCCGUCUCCAGAAUGUACCCCACCAACGUGUCUGAACCGCAGCCCGCAGGAGCCUGGGACCAGCCCCUGUAUGACCUCGUCCAGGAAGCCAUGCAGCGUCACAUGCAGGGGAUUGAGUUCAGGGAGCCGAACGCUGGCCCGCAAAUUGACAGCCACAUGAGUGAUGAAGGCUUCAAUGUUGAGGCCAAGGUCAGUGAAGACACCGGGUUUGUUUAUGGAGGCAACCGUCAUAACUGCGGCACCUGGAUGGAUAAGAUGGGAGAGAGUGUGAAAGCUCGCAACAAAGGUGUCCCAGCCACACCCAGGGAUGGAUCCGCGGUGGAGAUAGUGGGGUUGUGUAAGUCCACUAUCCGCUGGCUGAUCCAGCUCCAGAAGAAGGGACUGUUCCCUUACACCACCGUCACCAUUCGUAGAGAAGAUCGGAAUCUCUCUGUGACCUAUGAGGAGUGGGACAGGAAGAUCCAGGAGAACUUUGAGCUGAAGUUCUACGUGUCCCAUGACCCUCAGGACCCCAACGAGAAGCACCCUGAACUGGUCCAUAAGAGAGGCAUCUACAAGGACAGCUAUGGCGCCUCCAGCCCCUGGUGUGACUACCAGUUACGAUCCAACUUCCCCAUUGCCAUGGUCGUGGCCCCUGAGUUGUUCACUGUGGAUAAAGCCUGGGAGGCCCUGGAUGUAGCUGAGAAGAAGCUGCUCGGGCCCCUCGGGAUGAAAACACUGGAUCCAGAUGACAUGGUUUACUGUGGAGUUUACGACAAUAGUCUUGAUAAUGACAACCACAACCUGGCUAAGGGCUUCAACUAUCAUCAGGGACCCGAGUGGCUUUGGCCUGUGGGAUACUUCCUGCGAGCCAAGUUGUACUUUGCCAAGAAAAUGGGGCCUGACAUAUACAACAAGACUGUCUACCUGGUGAAAAAUGUCCUUUCUCGGCACAACAUCCACUUGGAGAGGUCGUCAUGGAAGGGCCUGCCAGAGCUGACCAAUGAGAACGGCCAAUACUGCCCCUUCAGCUGUGAGACCCAGGCUUGGUCCAUUGCCACCAUUCUGGAGGUCCUGCAUGACAUGUGACCAGCGAGACCCUCGUCCCCUCAGCGCUCUGCCAGUCUGCCUGUCCUCCAUGAACUGUGAACCAAAACCACUAGCUUCCUCAAUACUCCCCGUCAAACAAGACUGUGGAGGUUGAACACGUUUCCCUGUCUGGUCUGUGAUGGAGGACCACAACUGCAGUCCUGUCAAGUCUUCAUAGCCUUCCUCUGUGACAGAGCUGAUGUCUACUUCCUCAUCACUGUGUGUCAGCCUAUUAUCUCUGAUCUACUAUGCAAGAACGUUAUCUAAUACCUCUGGUGUUUUGAGGCAUACUAGAUUUCGCACACUGUGCCACCCUUCCUGUCUUUCUGGACUAAAACAACUUCAUGGAUGAAGAGAAAUUCUCAACACACACAUUGUAUGACUGUGACCUGACAAAUCCCAUAGAUUGGCAUCAUAGCUCACUACUCGAAAGCUUUGCCCAGUGGAUGACCUUAGAUAGCUCUUAAUGCUGAGUCAGAGUGACAAUGCUGGUUACUUUGUUUCGUGUCAAUGUGGUUUACCUCUACGUACGUGCCAUGCAUGGUUUUUCUGUCACUCAUCAGUCAGGGUUCGAAAUUAGGGGGGGCUGAGGACCCCCAUAAUAAUUGUUUUUAUUUGAGGGUCCCACAAAACUAGCAUUUUUCAUUAUGUAUCACGUCAGUAGACCUUGAUAUAAUUUUCAGGAGUGAAUAUCAGGUAGGCUAAUCUUAAAUUAUUGUACAAAAUAUUCAAAUUCCAAACCUAAGAUUUUGUAACAUUAAAAAGUGAUUAAGAUAUGGAUAACAUAACAAAAUACUAAUCAAAAUGUUUUAUGAUACAAUUGAUGGGGAACCACAACGAGUCAGAUCAUUUCGAACCCUGAUCUGAGUAAAUCUGCAAUAUCAUUAAGAAUUACAAUGUGGCAUGUUUAUUCUUAUAUCUGCACUCUUAAAAUUUUGACAAGUAGGAUAAUUUAUAACUAUGCACUUGUGUGAUAAGUAGCAUGCAUCCCAUCAUUCUCGUUAUUAAAACUAGCGUGAAUCACAUCAGUACAUCAGUAAAGAAAUAAAUGCUGAAGUCAUCAA
Messenger RNA from Osmerus eperlanus (European smelt), 5891 nucleotides. Its product is annotated as glycogen debranching enzyme-like. Bases 223 to 4827 code for a protein of 1534 amino acids. Gene Ontology annotation, molecular function: 4-alpha-glucanotransferase activity; amylo-alpha-1,6-glucosidase activity. Gene Ontology annotation, biological process: glycogen catabolic process; glycogen biosynthetic process. The transcript is spliced from 34 exons. Lineage: Eukaryota; Metazoa; Chordata; Actinopteri; Osmeriformes; Osmeridae. The record is from RefSeq and is a predicted model, not a curated record.